GACAGGACGUAUCUAUAGCUAUAAUGCUGGAUGACUGUUGAUUUACGAAAGCCAAGCCGCGAGUAUUCUGGAAUUGUGUGAAAUAAUUUUGCAACUAAUAUAUAUUGCUCUCUUAUUAUCUGCAACCUCACGAUUAAGAGAAACGGCUUAUAAAAAUGUUCCGCAAUCAGUAUGACAGCGAUGUAACAGUAUGGAGUCCGCAAGGACGUCUACAUCAAGUGGAAUAUGCCAUGGAAGCUGUAAAAUUGGGAUCAGCCACUGUAGGUCUCAAGAAUAAAACACAUGCUGUUCUUAUUGCAUUGAAAAGAGCAACGUCGGAAUUAUCGGCUCACCAGAAGAAGAUCAUACCGAUAGACAAGCAUAUGGGGAUUAGUAUCUCAGGUUUAACUGCUGAUGCAAGAAUAUUGAGCCGUUAUAUGCGAACCGAAUGCUUGAAUUAUAAGUAUGCUCAUGACGAUACAUUACCUGUGAGUCGUUUAAUCACAUCUCUGGGAAAUAAAAUGCAGACAUGCACGCAGAGAUACGACAGACGCCCGUUCGGUGUCGGUUUACUCGUCGGAGGAUACGAUGAUCAAGGCCCACAUAUAUAUCAGACAUGUCCAUCGGCGAAUUAUUUCGAUUGUAAAGCAAUGGCUAUAGGAUCUCGCUCUCAAAGUGCGAGAACGUACUUGGAGAAACAUCUGAAUGAAUUUUUAUCGUGCGAUCUUGACGAGUUAGUAAAGCAUGGCCUUAGAGCGUUACGCGACACCUUACCUAAUGAAGUUGAUCUGUCAGUGAAGAACGUAUCAAUUGGGAUAGUAGGAAAGGAUUAUGAUUUCACGAUUCUCGACGAAGCCACAACAGCCACCUAUUUGUCUGAAAUCGAAGGAGAUGACAAACGCGGAAGACCUGCAGAGCAAGUUGUGCAAGAUGAUAGACCUCCGCAAGAUCCGCCUGCCGACGACGCCCCACAAGAUCCUCAAGUAGCCAUUGCCAUGGAUACAGAUUAAACGAUAAUAUAAAAAUUAAACAAUAUAUACAAAAUUUAUCCUAUACAAUUUAUAUAUAAAAAUUAAAGCACAUUUUAUGCUUAAAUAUCUGUGUUUGGUAACAAUAAUUAAUCCGAUAAAAUAUUUAUUAUCAGUCUAUUUACAUAGUAAAAUGUUUUAAAUCUGUUUACGAUUAAAUUAAGAUACGAUAUUUUUAAUAAUGUAGCUUUUGUCCUGGGUAUCGAUCAUUUUACUUUUUCCUUAAAGCGUAAAUGUGAAGAGUGAAAAAUAUUAUCAUUGAAAUUAAUGGCAAAAUUUUUCAUUUUUCACGGUUCCGCUCUAGAGAAAAAGUUACAUGACUGAUACUUUGGAUUAACGUCCUGACAAAUAUACAUAGUAUUC
This is a messenger RNA of Formica exsecta, 1370 nucleotides long. It is a transcript of the gene Prosalpha6, whose product is annotated as proteasome subunit alpha type-1. NCBI's taxonomy places the organism in Eukaryota, Metazoa, Arthropoda, Insecta, Hymenoptera, Formicidae. The transcript has 5 exons. Bases 156 to 989 code for a protein of 277 amino acids. The record is from RefSeq and is a predicted model, not a curated record. Gene Ontology annotation, cellular component: proteasome core complex; nucleus; proteasome core complex, alpha-subunit complex. Gene Ontology annotation, biological process: ubiquitin-dependent protein catabolic process.